Molecule: messenger RNA, 2910 nt
Organism: Lytechinus variegatus (green sea urchin)
Lineage: Eukaryota; Metazoa; Echinodermata; Echinoidea; Temnopleuroida; Toxopneustidae
Product: acid-sensing ion channel 1C-like
Exons: 10
Coding region: 467-1912 (481 amino acids)
Biological process (GO): sodium ion transmembrane transport
Cellular component (GO): membrane
Molecular function (GO): ligand-gated sodium channel activity
Source: RefSeq, a predicted model, not a curated record
AGGUGAGGACAUGAGAAGAAAGAGAGAGACAGUAGAUUAGAUGUUUGCCUACGUACUAGGCCUAUUUCGAGUGAAAGUGGAAAGAAUGGGUCAGUUAAUUUGCAUUUCUGCUUAGUAUAUUUGCACAAAAGUUUCUAAAAUCCACCCAACAUGAUUACGAAACGGUGGUACUUUCAGACAAUUCUUCAUAGGUUUCGGCAAGGACGAUGACUCAAGGAAUUGAUUCUUUCGGUUCGACUGCGUGAAAAGGAAAACUAAAAAGAAUCUUUUAGUUUGGAUAUCUAGAGAGAACUAAUAGACGAGAAAAUCGGACACGGGGUCCCUGAUCAGCACUUUGGGAAGCUAUAUGUAGCACUGUAAGAAUUGUUUGUCUCGGCUCAACUGAAAAGGAAAUCUGUACCUAUUUGAUUUUGGUUGUCUCGCGAGGAUAAUAUAGAGACAAUACAAAAACUCACCGUGAAGCUACAUGGAACAGGGGAAUAAUAGGACCUUCCCAGAAAAACAACAUGGCCCUAAAACCGGAAGUGGAUGGGUCCAACCGGAAGACAGGACUGUGCCCAUCACAACGACAAGCAGAAGGUACCAGGACAGGGUGUCUUGGUGGGCCGUCUUCUACAGGUCGGUCCCGGAUGGGAUCGGAAUCGGAGGAAUGAAAUACGUCUUCAACCCGGUGGAAGUCACAUUUAGAAGGUUAUUCUGGUUGCUCCUCAUCUUAUCUGGAGUCGGUUUGCUAACAUACCAUGUCACUAUACGAGCCCUUUAUCUAGCCACCUACCCGAAUAGUGUGACUGUGAUUACCAAAUAUGAAGAAGUCCUCGCCUUUCCAACAGUGGCAAUAUGCAACUACAACACCUACAGACGGUCUGCUGUUGAAGGGACUCAGUUUGCAGACUUCCUCAAUGAAUUGUUCGACAAUUACUUCGCCGUGAAUACGUCAAGUCCGCACGCUCCUUAUGUGGACUCGGUCACGAUGAGCGAGCUAUUCACUCAAUACGGACAUCGAGCUGAAGAAACAAUUUCCUUUGGGACAUGGAGGAGUACUGGGGCACUCAGUCAUGCUAACUUUACGACCAAGGUAACUGACUGGGGUCUGUGUUUCAUUUUUAACGAUGCAAGCAAUGGAAACCCACCUGUAACCGUCACACGAUCUGGUAAACCGCACGGACUGGAACUCUUGCUUAAUGUUCAGCAAUACGAAAGCUUCCUCGAGCCGAAUGGAAGAAUCUCGACAGGAUUUCAAGUCCAUAUCUACGAUUAUGGCACUGAACCGCGCGUUGUUGAUCAUGGCUUUGGAAUCGCACCCGGAACGCACACCCAUGUAGCAGUUGAAGUGACCGAGACUUCCAAUCUGGAACCGCCUUACGGGGUGUGCCACGAUAAACCCCUGAAGUAUUUUGAUAAAUAUGGUUUUCCUGAAUGCUUCAUUGAAUGUCAAAGCGAUUAUUUCUAUAACGCCUGUGGAUGCAAAUUCUUCGCUACCCCGAUGGCAAGCAAUGAGGCAGAAUGCACUGUUCUUGGGUUCUACACGUGUGGAAAUCAAUACUAUGGCUCGUUCGUUCAAAACCAUACAUGUGACUGCCCGGUGCCUUGUUUUAUAAGAUCGUACAGACCAACUAUCUCAACCACGGCAUACCCUUCGGCAUACUGGGAGCAAAAGGUGGCAGCUAUAUCCCCUGUUUCGGAAGAUUAUAUGAAGGAAAACUUUUGCAUGCUUUCGAUAUACUUUAAAGAGAUGAGCAUCCUGCAGAUCACCCAGAAAAUCGAUUAUAAUUUCUUCGGUUUUUUAUGUGACGUGGGUGGUUCACUGGGACUGUGGCUUGGUGGCAGCAUCCUCACAUUCUUUGAAUUCUUUGAUCUCUUCGGAUAUUCGCUAUUUACUUAUUUCAAACGGAUACCCAAUUCUAGAAAAUGAGUUUUCAGGGCCCAUUCUACAAUCCCCGGGUAGCGUUCCACGGAGCGUCUUGUCGGUGACUUUUCAUCGUUAAAGUUGGUCUCAGCCAAUCAAAAUGCAAGGAUCUCAGUUUUCCGUAAAAGUAGUCAACAUGCCACAGAAAAUGGCUUUUUAUACACUGUAAAACGCUGUUUAAAAUCUUUAUACAACGCUGUACUAUAUGUAUAUUACAGAAAUUGUUUAAAAGUUUAAAUUCACUAAAGAUUUAAUAUUAAAAUGGAAUUUGUGAUGUAAGAUUUUAAACACUUGUUUAAACUGCGAGAUAUAAUUACUAAAAAUAAAUAAACUGCGUUUUUCCUGUGUAAAACGCUUUCUACAUUCCAAUUCUCGAAUGACAGUAAGGCAGUACGUCACAUCGAUAUUUAAUAAAACUGGCUUGAGUCCUGAUAUGCUCAAAUAACUCCUUAUUCUUUUCCCCGAAUGCAAUAUUCCUACCUCAUACCUCUUCUAUAGACACAAAAUAAUGGUUAUAUACGUGUUUGUAGAAUUUUCAAACAAGACAAUUAGAUUGCCUCCAACAUGAUCAAAUAUUCUUCUCUUUCCUCUUCCGAUAGAGAUCAAUUUUCCGUCAAAGUUUAAUUUUAUUCAUUGUAUCAUACUUUUUUUAGAGAUUAUCUGUAUAUUUUGCGGCAUGUAAGUUUAUUGAACCACCCCAUUUAUGCAGCUUAUUUUCUUGGAUGUCAGUUCCCGUUUGACACCUGAUUUCAAAGGAAACACUUGAUAAUGUUGAAAAUGGAGAAUUAAUGGAGAUUUUAUCGUCUCUCGUCAUUAAUUCCACCCCCGGUAGCUUAAUGAAUAUAAUAGAAUAUUCAAGUUAAAAUUAGAUUAGCCAUAGUGCACUAUACUGUUGUGUUCAGUCUACUGAGUCUUGAUUUGAUAUAUAAAUAUAUUGUAUUUUUCAUACAUUCUUAAAAUCUGUUUGAUGUAAUAUCAUGUACAUAGAAAUGUUUAGAUAAAAU